Molecule: messenger RNA, 984 nt
Organism: Lasiodiplodia theobromae
Lineage: Eukaryota; Fungi; Ascomycota; Dothideomycetes; Botryosphaeriales; Botryosphaeriaceae
Product: Sad1 interacting factor 1 protein
Exons: 2
Coding region: 1-984 (327 amino acids)
Biological process (GO): retrograde vesicle-mediated transport, Golgi to endoplasmic reticulum
Source: RefSeq, a predicted model, not a curated record
AUGGAAGCACCCCAAGAAAGCGAUGCCCAACGCCGCGCGCGCGAACGUCGCGAGCGCCGUCAAGCCAAGAUCGCCUCGCAAGGCGCAUCACGCCUGGAAGCCAUCACCUCGCUGAGCGGCCGCCCAGCUCCCGCAGUCGAGGAUGCCACCCCCGCGCCCAGCAAACCUGCCGCAGAACCCACCACCACCACCACCAACGCACCCGCAGCGACGACGACGACGACCACCCACCACGACACCACCGACCCGCCCGAAGUCGACAUCAGCGAGCACUACUACCAACCCACGCCGCGCCGCCUGCCCCCCUCCGCCAGCGCCUCCGGCGCCUCCACGCCCUUCGGCCCCGCCAGCGGUCGGGACAGCCCAGCGGUCGGCGGCGGCGGCGGUGGUGGUAACAUGGACGACCCGAUGAUGCUGAUGAUGCAGCAGAUGCUGCGGGGAGGAGACGCGGGCGGGCAGCCGGGAGGCGGCGGCGGCGCACCGGGAGCCGAAGAUCCCAUGAUGAAGAUGAUGCAAGCGAUGAUGGGCGGCGGUGCACCAGGCCAAGCAGCAGCGCAGCAGCAGCAGCAGAAGCAGACCAGCUCGGCGUACGUGUGGCGCAUCGUGCACGCCGUCUUCUCGUUCGGGCUGGCGGCGUACGUGGCGCUGACGUCGACGUUCGACGGGUCGAAGCUGAGUCGGAGCGCGUCGGCGUUCGGCCAAGAUCAUGACGAGGAGGCGGCGGCGGUGGGCAGGCGGUUGUUCUACAUCUUCGCGACGGUCGAGGUGCUGCUGCAGACGACGCGGUUCUUUGUCGAGAGGGGACAGCUGCAGCAGGGUGGCAUUAUGGGCACGUUGGCGACGGUGUUGCCUGAGCCGUUUGCUGGGUACGUGAGGCUGGCCGGUCGGUAUAGCGUGAUAUACACAACCGUCGUGGCGGACGCUAUGGUGGUGGUCUUUGUACUGGGAGCGAUGGCUUGGUGGAAGGGAAUGGUGGUGAACUAG